AUGGUGAAUGGACGCGUGAAGUUGGGUCGAGGGCAGACCAGCCAGUGUGAAGCCAAAUACUGCCUGCCCUUCACCGCUUCACCUGAUGUUUGUAGCCCGACGAGUCAACGUGAGCACGCACCCAUCAAGAAUCACUCCCAUCAAGAAUCACUCCCAUCAAGAAUCACUCCCAUCAAGGAUCGCAUCACCUCAAAGUCGCUCUCAGCACCAUAUCCCACUUUCCAGGCCGAACGAUCUUUGACGGCUCAGGUCACCUUAUUGGUCAGCGUCACGAAAAUCCUGCCUGGACGGGGUCCUGGCAUUGGGUUCGCGAAUGAGGGAUCAUUCAGACAAACUGCCUACUUUUAA
This is a messenger RNA of Penicillium angulare, 348 nucleotides long. RefSeq lists its product as uncharacterized. The coding region runs from base 1 to 348 and encodes 115 amino acids. The transcript has a single exon. NCBI's taxonomy places the organism in Eukaryota, Fungi, Ascomycota, Eurotiomycetes, Eurotiales, Aspergillaceae. The record is from RefSeq and is a predicted model, not a curated record.